Melitaea cinxia (Glanville fritillary) is the source of this 2528-nucleotide messenger RNA. It is a transcript of the gene Prp3, whose product is annotated as U4/U6 small nuclear ribonucleoprotein Prp3. Gene Ontology annotation, biological process: mRNA splicing, via spliceosome. NCBI's taxonomy places the organism in Eukaryota, Metazoa, Arthropoda, Insecta, Lepidoptera, Nymphalidae. Gene Ontology annotation, cellular component: U4/U6 x U5 tri-snRNP complex. Bases 243 to 2378 code for a protein of 711 amino acids. The record is from RefSeq and is a predicted model, not a curated record. The transcript is spliced from 15 exons.
UGAUUGUCCCUGAUUCCUUGAUUAUUAUUUACGUCAAGAAUCCAAAAUUAUAUGCAAAUAAUACGUAAAAUAUUUCGUUUUAGUGCGAAUAAUACAUCAAUAUAAAUAUAAACCUACAUAAUUCUUUAAAAUCUUAGAUAAUGUGUGUCGUGUGCGUGAAAGUACGUUAAUGUAUACAAUUAGAAACAUAACCUAUAACGUAGGAAGUGUAUUUGAGUUUUCUUAGUAUUUAAGUAUAAACUAUGGCUUUUCAACUCUCUAGAAGGGAGGUAGAAGACUUACGGUCUUCCCUCGACCGUGCUAUUUACCGAACUAUCGGCAAAUCGGACAGUUCUUUGCUAUCCACUGUAUCUUCCUGUCUUACUAAUGGGUACGAGCGUCGUAAGAUAAUAGACAGAAUAUCAUCGCACAUAGACUCCAAAAAAGCGAGUAAACUCGCAGAUAAAGUGAUAGCCCUCGCACAAGAGCUGGUGUCAACGUCGAAGACUCAGAAACGGAAACAUGAUGAUAAGGAUAAAGAGAAAGAUUCGAAAAGAUCUCGUCACGACGACAGGCACGAAUCUCGUGAUGAGAAGCGUGACCGCGACAGAGAAAGGGAUAAAGAAGAGAAGGAGAAAAAAGCAGACAAUGGAAUAGAAAUACCAUCAAUACUCCCGGACGGGGAGACCAUUGGAUCGAAGAUGGCUGGUCUCAGUGCUGAUAAAAUUAAGGUGAUGAUGGCGAACGCCCAGAAGGAGAUCGAGGAGCGUAAGCGGGCUCUUCUCGCCCUGAAGGGAGAGCCUCGGAACGUAACUGCAGCUGCCGCUACCGCCCAGCAAAUCAAAGUCCAAAUGCAGCAAAACAACGUGAUCCCACCGCCCAGCGUCAUUAAGCCCGUUCUCUAUUCCAAACCAGCCGUACCCCACGUAACCGCUGAAGAGUUGGAGAAGCAGAGGAAGAUAGCGGAACUCCAGGCCAGGAUACAGAGGAAAUUAACUGGGGGCGCCCUGGCGGCGGCCGGCGCCACGGGCCCGGCGCCGCUGAUCCUGGACCGCGAGGGCCGCACCGUGGACACCAGCGGCAAGCGCGUGCAGCUCACGCACGUGGCGCCCACGCUCAAGGCGAACAUCAGAGCGAAACGUCGCGAGGAGUUCCGCGCUCAGCUCAGUGGGACGCUACCGGAGCCCGCAGUGGACGCCCCCUGGCACGACCCCCGCGUGGGCGCCAAGCCCCCCACCAGGGGCAAGAGGGCGCUGAGGUUCCACGAGCCCGGCAAGUUCACCCAGAUGGCGGAGCGGCUGAGGAUGAAGGCCCAAUUGGAGAAGUUACAAAAUGAGAUAUCUCAAAUAGCCCGCAAGACGGGGAUAUCGUCGGCUACAAAACUGGCCUUAUUAGCUGCCGAUGUACCAGACUCGGAUAGAGUUCCAGAUAUAGAGUGGUGGGACAGCGUGAUCCUCAUGACGCCCGAGGAGAGAGAGGCCCUGAGGAAACGGACUGAACAUGUGACUGACACAAAAACAGAUACGCAGACAGACAGCGCGAGGGUCGAGGCCUGUAACGUUGGAGCUGAUGAUAUAGUGGACAACCUGAACGAGGCCGCCAUCACGAAUCUGGUGGAGCAUCCUCAGCAGCUGCGUCCCCCCACGGAACCAUUAAAACCGACAUACAUGCCAGUCUUCCUCACCAAGAAGGAGAGGAAGAAGUUGAGAAGACAGAGCAGGAGAGAAGCGUGGAAAGAAGAACAGGAGAAAGUUAGACUUGGACUCGAAGCGCCUCCUGAACCAAAAUUAAGGAUAUCAAACCUAAUGAGGGCAUUAGGUACGGAGGCAGUUCAAGACCCCACAGCCAUCGAGGCGAAGGUCAGGGAACAGAUCGCCAAGAGACAGAAGACACACUUGGACGCGAACCAAGCGAGAGCUCUUACCAAGGACCAGAAGAGGGAUAAGAUAGACAGGAAGAUAAGGGAAGACACGUCUAUGAGUGUGCACGUGGCGGUUUACAGGGUGAAGGAUCUGUUCGAAUGCGCGUCCGCCAAGUUCAAGGUGGAGGUGAACGCGCAACAGCUGCACAUGACCGGCGUCGUGCUGCUGCACCGCGGCUGUUGUGUGGUGGUGGUGGAGGGCGGGCCCAAGCAGAGCGCCAAGUACAAGCGUCUGAUGCUGCACCGCAUCAAGUGGGAGGAGGAGAUGGUGAAGGACGCGGAUGGCCAGCAGACCGGGAACAGCUGCAGUCUCGUGUGGGAGGGGGCAGUAGCCAAGAGAUCCUUCGGGGAUAUCAAGUUUAAGGUGAUGCCAACGGAGAAACAAGCACGAGAGCUAUUCCAAAAGCACGGUGUAGAGCACUACUGGGACCUCGCAUACAGCGGGGCGGUGCUUGGGACUGGUACUGAGGAACCCUAGACGAUCUAGCCCUAGACGCCCCGGCCCUAGAAGUUCGAGUUUAUAGGAGAUCCCUAAAUGAAGAAGUCCUAGAUACAAAAAACCCUAAAAUUGCAAAAAUGCUGGUUUUAAGACAUGUAAAACAUAUAAAUAAAUGAUAAGUUAAAUAAA